Clonostachys rhizophaga is the source of this 936-nucleotide messenger RNA. The record is from the annotation of a GenBank genome assembly. Lineage: Eukaryota; Fungi; Ascomycota; Sordariomycetes; Hypocreales; Bionectriaceae.
AUGGCGAAGCCAUCGAGCCCGGUUGCUCUUGUAGUUGGGGCUUCCCGUGGGAUCGGGCGUCAGAUAGCCAUAGACCUUGCGAGACAUGGAUAUCGAGUGGUUGUGGCAGCUAAGACUGUCAGUGAUGCCACCAAACAAGCUACCCCUUUCCCGCCCGAUCCCAACUCCAAUGAAUCGACCAUCACUACCGUCGUUCGCGAAAUCAAGGAGGCUGGCGGAGAAGCUGUAGCCUUUCAGGUUGAUACAAGAGACCCCGAGUCUGUCAGGAACAUGGUUGAUUUCACAUCGAAGCACUAUGGUUCUUUGGAUGUCAUUAUUUAUAAUUCCGGUGCAGUAUGGUGGUCGUCCGUGGAGAAGACGUCGAUGAAACGGUUCAAGUUACUUCAAGAUGUGAAUAUCAAUGGUCUCUACGCGACCAUACAAGCUGCAAUGCCUCACUGGCAACAGAACGAGUGGAAAGGGCGAAUCAUUGUGGUUAGCCCGCCCAUCUAUUCGCGCUUCUUCCGAGGCAAGACAGCAUACGCCGCUGUCAAGGUCGGCAUGUCUGUGCUCACGAAGGGGCUUGCAAUGGACUGGAAGCGAGAGGGCAAAUCGAAUAUGGCCAUCUCGUCGAUAUGGCCUGCAGUGGGGAUUCAAUCAGCUGCGACGCCAGACGCCAGGCUUCUGCCUGACCUUAGAAAGGCUACAAUAUUCUCCGAUGCCAUUUUGGAGAUGCUUCGAGCUCCAGCUGAUGAGAUCAACGGCCGUCUAGAAGUAGACGAGGAUUUUCUGCGUACGAGAGGUGUCCAGGAUUUUUCCAAAUACAGCGUAGUCCCUGGAUCGACGCCAAGAAGGAUGCUACCUGUCCAGUUUCCAGAUCUACGAGUGGCCGAGGAGGAGGAUGAAGGAAUGCUCAUGGACAGCACGGAUGCUCGACAUCGGAAACACAAGCUCUAA